AUGGCUAUGAAUCAUGUCAACCUUGCAAAACUCGAAUUUGUUGCUCUUGAUAUUACUGGAAACAACUAUCUGUCUUGGGUGUUAGAUGCUGAAAUACAUUUAGAUGCAAAGGGACUUGGUGAUACUAUUAAAGAAAACAAUACUGCAACAAGCCAAGAUAAGGCUAAAGCUAUGAUAUUCCUUCGCCAUCACCUCCAUGAAGGCCUUAAGACUGAGUACUUGACUGUUAAAGACCCACAAGUCCUUUGGAGUAAUAUAAAGGAAAGGUAUGACCACCAGAAAACUGUGAUAUUACCAAAGACACAAUACCGUGAAAAGGGUUUUACAAAAUAUUCUGAAUUGAUAUCUUGUCUCCUUGUGGCUGAGCAAAAUAAUGAACUAUUAAUGAAAAAUCAUGAAUCACGCUCAACUAGCUCUACUCCAUUCCCUGAAACGAAUGCGACAUCCCAUGGAAAGAGCAAAAGGCUAGAGAUCACGCCAGCAGUCGUGGUCGCGGCCGCAGACGUCGACAUGAUCGUGGUCGAGGUGGUCAUAUUAGAAACUCAUACUCUCACCAGAAGUGGGAGAAUAAAGAUGGAAAAUAAGAAUGAGAAGGACAAAUAUGAAAAUAUAUGCUACCGUUGUGAAGGAAAAGGCCAUUGGUCUCGUGUGUGUCGUACACCAAAAUAUCUACUAGACCUUUAUCAACAAUCAAUCAAACAGAAAGGAAAGAAAGUGGAAACAAAUUUGGUGUACGAGGAUGGCGAAGGUGAUUUUGAUUACGGUGAUAAAACUCACCUGGAAGCAGCUGAUUUCUUUCCUAAUUCUGAAGAAAAUAACUGA
Messenger RNA from Chenopodium quinoa (quinoa), 822 nucleotides. RefSeq lists its product as uncharacterized. Gene Ontology annotation, molecular function: nucleic acid binding; zinc ion binding. The record is from RefSeq and is a predicted model, not a curated record. The transcript has 3 exons. Lineage: Eukaryota; Viridiplantae; Streptophyta; Magnoliopsida; Caryophyllales; Amaranthaceae. Bases 1 to 822 code for a protein of 273 amino acids.